Pollicipes pollicipes is the source of this 4491-nucleotide messenger RNA. RefSeq names its product Insulin degrading metalloproteinase (gene Ide). Gene Ontology annotation, molecular function: metal ion binding; metalloendopeptidase activity. The record is from RefSeq and is a predicted model, not a curated record. NCBI's taxonomy places the organism in Eukaryota, Metazoa, Arthropoda, Thecostraca, Pollicipedomorpha, Pollicipedidae. The coding region runs from base 151 to 3117 and encodes 988 amino acids. Gene Ontology annotation, cellular component: cytosol; mitochondrion. Gene Ontology annotation, biological process: peptide catabolic process. The transcript has 4 exons.
UCACCGAACACGAUUUUCAGUUGCGGUCACCCACGAGGCUCAUCGGUGCGCUUCGGUUCUCCAGAAUUUGUGUAUUCGAACCAGCUUCAAGGAAAAGUAGCCCGAAUAUCAGUGGGUAUUGUCUUGUGAUCCGCUGCAGGCGUGCGUGCUAUGCUGCGGGCGGUGGGUGGCCUGAGCGCUCCCGGCCGGCGUCUGGCGUCCACUCUGGCCAUGGGGUCGGUGGUGCAGCGGUGCGACAACAUCCGCCAGUCGACCGAGGACCGGCGCAAACACCGCGGCCUCGUUCUCUCCAACAACCUGCGCGUGCUGCUGGUCAGCGACCCGCUGGCCGACAAGGCGGCCGCGUCCAUGGCCGUUCAGGUGGGGCACCUCUCAGACCCCGAUGACUUGGAGGGGCUGGCCCACUUCUGCGAACACAUGCUGUUCAUGGGCACGGAGAAAUACCCCGACGAGAACGAGUAUUCCAAGUUCCUGAACGAUCACGGUGGCACCAGCAACGCGUACACGUCCAACGACGAAACCAACUACCACUUCGAAGUGGCGCCCGAGCACUUCAAGGGGGCCUUGGACAGGUUCGCGCAGUUCUUCAUCUCGCCGCUGUUCGCCGAGGGCAGCACGGAGCGCGAGGUGAACGCCGUACACUCCGAGCACGAGAAGAACGUGGCCAACGACACGUGGCGGCUGAUGCAGGUGGACCGGACGACGUCGCGCGCCGGCCACCCGCACCGCAAGUUCAGCACGGGCAGCCGCGAGACGCUGGACCGGCCGGACGUGCGGGAGCGCCUGCUCCAGUUCCACCAGCAGUGGUACUCGGCCAACAUCAUGGGCCUGGUGCUGGUCGGCAAGGAGGAGCUGGACGUGCUGGAGGCGAUGGCCGUCGACCUGUUCUCGGCGGUGGAGGACAAGGGGGUGGAGGCGCCCAGCUGGCCGGAGCACCCGUGCGGCCCGGAGCAGAUCGGCACCUGUCUGCGCGUCACGCCCGUCAAGGACCUGCGCAAGCUCAAGCUGCACUUCCCGGUGCCCGACCUGCACCCGUGGUACCGCACCAACCCGGGCCACUACGUGGGCCACCUGGUGGGUCACGAGGGCCCGGGCAGCCUGUACGCCGAGCUGAAGCGGCUCGGCUGGGCCACCUCGCUGGUGGGCGGGCCGAGCGGCCCCGUUCGCGGCUAUCAGUACAUGUACGUCAGCAUCGACCUGACCGAGGAGGGCGAGCGGCGCGUGGGCGAGGUGGCCGAUCACGUGUUCCAGUACCUGGCGCUGCUGCGUCAGGAGGGCCCGCAGCAGUGGGUGUUCGACGAGGGCCGCCGCCUGCGCGAGAUGUCCUUCCGCUUCAAGGACAAGGAGAAGCCGAGCGACUACGCCACCAACCUGGCCACCCUGCUCUACUACUACCCCAUGGCCGAGGUGCUUUCGGCAGACUACAUCACCGACAAGUACGACCCGGACGUGCUCAAGAUGGUGACGGACAAGAUGACGCCCGACAACGUGCGCAUGACGCUGCUCGGCAAGGCGUACGAGGCCGAGUGUGACGUGACGGAGCGCUGGUACGGCACGCGCUACAGCGUGCAGAAGAUCCCGCCGGAGACGCUGCAGCGCUGGCGCACUCUCGAGCCGAACCCCAACCUGCAUCUCCCGGAGCCGAACGAGUUCAUUCCGGAGGACUUCGAGCUGGUGGAGCGGGACCAGGCGGCGCACAACGCGCCCGUCAUGCUGGCCAAUACUCCGCUGUGUCGCGUCUGGUUCAAGCAGGACGACACGUUCAAGCUGCCAAAGUCAAUCGUCAAGGUGGAGCUGUUCAACCCGGUGGCGUACUCGGACCCGCACAUGGUCAACGUCACGCACAUGUUCACCAUGCUGUUCAAGGACGCGCUCAACGACUACGCGUACGCGGCGAGCGUGGCCGGCGUGCGUUACAACUUGGGUGUCAGCCGGCGCGGCAUGAUGCUGGAGGUGGGCGGCUUCAGCCACAAGCUGGACGUCCUGCUGCGGAAGAUCAUGGACUCGAUGGUGAGCUUUCGCGUGGACCGUGCGCGCUUCGACGUGCUGAAGGAAGCGUACCUGCGCUCGCUGCGCAAUUUCGCGGCCGAACAGCCGUACCUGCACGCCACGCACAAGAUGAACGUGGUUCUCGUGGAGAAGUACUGGGAGCACGACGCGCUGCUGGAGGCCGUCGACGAACUGACGGUGGAGGCGGUGGAGCGCCUGCUGCCGCUGCUGCUCAGCAAGCUGCACCUUGAGUGUCUGCUGGAGGGUAACCUGACGCGCGGCCGGGCGCUGGAGCUCGUCUCGCUGGUAGAGUCGCGCCUCCGCGACGGCUUCUCGGUGCGCCCCAUCCCAGCCGCCCUGCAGAUCCUCGACCGCGAGACCAUGCUGGACGACGGCAAGUACUACACGGUGCAGAAGCAGAACGACGUGCACAAGAGCUCCAGCAUCGACGUAUACUACCAGUGCGGCCUGCAGAGUGUGCGCGACAACACGCUGCUGGACCUGCUGGUGCAGAUACUGAACGAGCCUUGCUUCGAUCAGCUGCGCACCAAAGAGCAGCUGGGCUACAUCGUGUGGUGCACGGUGCGCCGCUCCACGUCCACGCAGGGCCUGCGCGUCAUUGUGCAGUCGGACAAGCCGCCCGAGUACGUGGACAUGCGCAUCGAGGCGUUCCUGCACAGCAUGGCCGACCACCUGCGCCAGAUGAGCGCCGAGGAGUUCGCCAACCACAAGGAGGCGCUGGAGACGCGCAAGCUGGAGAAGCCCAAGAACCUCGCGGACGAGUUCACGCGCCACUGGGACGAAAUCGUCAUCCGGCAGUACUACUUUGGCCGCGAGCGCGACGAAGUCGAGCAGCUGAAGACGAUCGAGCGCGACGAGCUGGUCAAGUUUUUCGAGGCGCACGUUUGCCACACGGCGCCUGGCCGCCGAAAGCUGGCGGCGCAUGUGCUGUCGUCGCAGUGCACCGACACGUGUCCCUGCCUGCCGGACGGCCUGUGCGCGCCGCCCGACUACCAGGCCGGCGAGGCGGUGCUCAACGUGCCCGCCUUCAAGGCGCUGCACGGCCACUUCCCGCACGUGGCGCCCGCCGUCGACGUGUCCGUGACGCCGCCGCAGGCCAAGCUCUGAGCGGCCACCGCCGACGGCGGGGUGCCGUCGCCCGGCGCGCCGGGGCCACGCCGGCCUCCUCUGUGGCCGCUCGCGCGUGGCGGGCCGGCCUCUCGUCGGACCCGCCGCGUGGGGCUCACUCGGUCCGGCGGGUUCUCCCCUCCAACACAAACACAAACACGACGGUGACGCGCGUGGAGCUCGAGUCAGUCCGCUGCGGCGCGAUCACUGGGUGACGGUCAUGUGAUAGUACGGGGCAUUGCGCUCGGUCGGCGACCGCGGCGCGUCGCUGUCCAGCCGCCAACCAGCGAGUCACUUGAGGACGUCUAGAUGUCAGAUUACUGCUAUGCUUAGGACCGCGCGUGUCGCGGAGAGGAUAGGCAUGGCAACACAUGGGACACCCGUCAGGAAACGGCACGGUUAAGCCCAUGUUUAUCAUUUAUUUGUCAUAAAAUAACUUAUCGGAAUCCCUUGCGACCACCUGUAAAGCAGACAGGUGUCAGUCAUGGACAGCUGCUUUCAUUCGUUCGCAUUCGUAUUGCUCCCUAAAAAGGAGUAGGAGAACUUCUUUGGACUCCUAUUCUUUAUUGCAUGGACUUUGGUCCGUAAAAGCCGUCCUCAUUGACCUCAUUCCGAGGCUCAAUGUUCAAUUUGUUCGACGCCGGAAUGUGGAUGCGAUUUCGAUGCAACCUCUGCAUAAUGUUACCGGCAUUACGGUCAAUCCAUUUCAGAUGGCAGCGAAGUCAAACGGGAAGGGAAAGCCGUUUGGCGUCUUCCACCUGCUGACCCGGCGUAGGUUCUUGGCAUCUUAUGAGGUGAUUUGAGCUAGGGUCGGAAUUGGGAGGCAAUGGGUUGCGAGAACCUACUGGGGAACGGCUCGCUGCUGAUAAUAUUGUUUGCCUGAAAAAAAUGUGUUUUCGAUUGUCCGCCAGCCCGUGAUAGCAACGAAAUGUUCAAAGGGAAAAAACCUGGCCCGGUACAUGGUUGUUCCAGUACAAAUGUCGGCCCGCCCACCUGUCCACAAUAAUCAUUUAUUGCGCUUGGUAUCGAUUUUGUUGCAUUUCCCACCUACUGCGGUCACCCGGCUGAGGUCGGCGGCAUGUAAUACUCUGCAGAACGGGUGUGCGGUGACUUCGACGUGCCCACAUGUUGGCAGUGUACGGAUCUCUUGUCGCCAACCGAGCGUCCCUGUGUGUCCCCAACACCCGCGUCAACAAAACCGGUAUGAUCCACCUGAGCAGUUCCUCUGUAUAACGUCCAUUUACCUGAUUUCGUUGUCAGAUGUGCUAUUUAUCCAUGUGCUCGCUUCUACUGGGCUCACUUUUUGUUGGCUGUUAUGUGGCCCAACACCCUGGUCGAUAUAUUCAGUUAAUAAAUAAUCUUCAAAUUCAGGAA